AUGGCUCCCAAGCAAGAACAAGAAUCUGCACUCUUGAACCCUCUCGUCGACGGUCAAGAUACAGACGAAGACUCAGAAUCCUACCAUUAUGUCCCUCCUCGAAGACGGCGAUGCUCUGCAUGCAGAUGUGUCGGAUGGAUCUUCACUCUUCUCUCAAUUAUCUUCAUCUCAGCACUCACUGGUGCUUGGAUCUCAAUGGCAUAUCUCAACAUUGACCAGACAUGUGCUGCACACACAACAUCAUGGUCGCCGGUUCUCAAGGACAUUUCGAUAAAAUACCACGAGCAACCAUUUGAUGGAAACUUUAUGGAAGAGAAUGACUUCCGCAAGAACGGCUCUGCUAAAGUCGAUGCGGCGUGGGAGUCACUCGGUGUUGACUAUCGACCUGGUGUCAUCUCAUACGAAGAUGGAAUUGCCAGCGGUCUCACUGAUGCCCAUGUCCAAGUUAGUCCUGAACAUGGCGGCGGUUUCAUCGUCAAUGUUGAGGGCAUGCAUCACCUUCACUGUCUGAAUCUUGUCCGUAAGUCUCUCUACUUCAAUUACGACCACUACAAGGCCCUGGGUGGACAUGCCUUCAAGAACGACGGCGAGGUUUUCCGCCUGCACGUCACGCACUGCCUUGACACAAUUCGCCAAGUUCUCAUGUGCAACGUUGAUACCGGUGUUCUUGGACAAGUCUGGUACGACAGGAAGAACCCCAGCGCGUUCCCCGACUUCAACACCAAGCACACUUGCAAGAACUACGAAGAUAUCAAGAAGUGGUCAGAGAAGCUUCAGGCUCCUCCUCCUGGUACACUGCCCCCAGACUUCCUCGCCAACCCACACCCAGAGCACGUUCUUGAGUUCACACCAUAA
This is a messenger RNA of Fusarium proliferatum ET1, 855 nucleotides long. RefSeq lists its product as uncharacterized. Lineage: Eukaryota; Fungi; Ascomycota; Sordariomycetes; Hypocreales; Nectriaceae. Gene Ontology annotation, biological process: mycotoxin biosynthetic process. The record is from RefSeq and is a predicted model, not a curated record. The transcript is spliced from 6 exons. Bases 1 to 855 code for a protein of 284 amino acids.